Parathielavia appendiculata is the source of this 259-nucleotide messenger RNA. RefSeq lists its product as uncharacterized. The coding region runs from base 53 to 238 and encodes 61 amino acids. The record is from RefSeq and is a predicted model, not a curated record. NCBI's taxonomy places the organism in Eukaryota, Fungi, Ascomycota, Sordariomycetes, Sordariales, Chaetomiaceae. The transcript has a single exon.
CUACCCCCGGGCAAUCGAACUCUACCCCCCGGGCAUCUCUUGGGCUCGGCCAAUGGCAGGGCGGAACUCUUAUCACCGGGAAAGCUCCAGCACCCCUGGGUGGAACUCUACCACCCCAGGCGCCAAGAGAUGCCUGUUUGGGAGAAGCGCGCACGUGGAAGGCUUGUUCGGUGGGAUUCAGUGGGUCCGGGAGGCAGAGCUCUACAUGGGUGCCGCCAAUGGCAAAAGGGAACCGUAGGGGCUGGUUACUGUGGUCGCG